AGUGUUUAACAAGGGAGAAAAGCGGAAUGGGAUAGGAAUAUUUUUGCUAGUUUCUUUUAAAAUUUGUAAGAAUUUUUCAGAAUGUCAAACCAAAAUUUAAUGGAAGUUGACAGUUCUGCAGCGGCUGUUAUGGCAUCUGCUGGCACAUCAGGAAGUGUGUCAAUAGCGCUUCAUCCUUUGGUAAUAAUGAACAUUUCCGAGCACUGGACAAGAGUGAAGGCACAGCAAGGGGAAGCGCAGCAAGUUGUUGGUGCCUUAAUUGGAAAGCAGAAAGGUCGAAAUAUUGAAGUUAUGAACUCCUUUGAACUUCUGUUUGAAAGGGUAGACAAUAACAUCAUCAUAAAUAUGGAAUAUUAUAACACAAAAGAAGAGCAGUUCAAACAAGUGUUCAGUGACAUGGAUUUUCUCGGCUGGUACACAACAGGUGAUGUGCCAAACGAGUCCGACAUCAAAGUUCAUCAGCAGAUUUGUCGAAUAAACGAAAGUCCUAUAUUUCUCAAACUGAAUCCGCUCUCCCGACAGUCAGAUUUACCUGUGGUUAUUUACGAGUCUGUGAUAGACCUGGUGAAUGGAGAUGCCACGAUGCUGUUUGUGGAACUCUCCUACACAUUAGCCACAGAGGAGGCGGAGAGGAUCGGUGUCGACCACGUGGCUCGGAUGUCGUCGUCAGAGACCGGUGAGAGUUCAGCAGAACAUUUGAUAUCUCAACACAGCUCCAUAAAGAUGCUGCACAGUCGAAUCAAACUUGUUCUGAGUUACAUUAAAGCUGUUCAAGCAGGUGAGGUUCCCAAGAAUCACGAUGUUUUACGAGAAGCUUUCAGUAUGUGCUACAGAUUGCCAGUUUUAGACACGUCAUGCUUUAAAGAGGAUUUUUAUAAUCAAUGUAACGACAUCUCUUUGAUGGCCUAUUUAGGAGCAAUGACGAAAGGUUCUAAUACAAUGAAUCAGUUUGUGAACAAGUUCAAUGUGCUGUACGACAGACAGGGCAUGGGACGAAGAAUGCGAGGAUUAUUUUUCUGAAUGUUAAAUAAAACAACUAUUAUCACUACUGACCCAAAAACGUCAUCAACAGGAUUUUAUAUUUUUAAAAAGAACAAUAUUAAUGGAAAAAUAUGUCAAAAAGCAUGACGUCAUAAACAAUAUUCAACACCUUGAGACUGUGACACAACGGUCACGUUGUUAAAGAUUCUCAUAAAUGGUACCAAGCAAUGAAUUUACCACGAUUCUGUGCUUUGUGUGAAGCACAAAUUAUACGAUAGAAUCCAAAAAUCAGUUAAUAUUUUUAUGAUUCUGUUGUAAUCCUAAAAGAAAAAGAAAAAAGAAAACCAGAAAUUCAGUGCCUAGGUACAAGGUACAUUCGUGAUUCAAAGAUGGUUAUGGGGAGUUGGGUGAGGAGCCUUCCUGGCAGUAUCAGUCACUAUUUUUAUGUGCGGUAUCUCCUCUAAUAAGCACCUAGGUGCUUAUUCAUUUCAAAAUGGUCGCAGACCUGGCGCUUAUUGGUGACCCAGCCUUUAUUUUUUCAAACAAAGUUUAGAAAUUAAAGCUAAAAACUACAAACUUCCAAUAUAAUUUAUUUUUAAACUUUAAUUUCGAACUGUAACAAAACUUUAAACUUUAACAAAACUGUGAACAAAUUUAUAUUAUUUGUCCACGUAAAGUGCCUAAAUUAUGCCAAGGAGUAAUCAAUUUUCGGUUGUUUUACCCGGCAUUUAUUGGAGGCCUGGUGCAUAUCAUAGGCCUGGCGUUUAUUGUCUUGCAGUGUUACAGACACUGCACUUAUUGGAGGCCCAGUGCUUAUUAGAGGAAAUACGGUAUAUCCAAUGGCAUAGUCCGGUAUGCUGGUAUGAUGGAAAAAACCUUAAUUUGGCCCGAUUUCUCUGGACUUACCCCCCUGGAGUUUUCUGGAAUUCCAGAUGUUAGGGCUGUCCCCAAACCUUUUUUCUAUCCUUAUUCUGUUAUUGGAUUCAGGCACAUAUUUAGGUCUGGGACCCCCACUAUUUAUUAUCAAGUAAGUCCGUCUUCUUCCAUGCAAGUUGAAGAAUCUUGUUAUCAAAGUCAUUAAAUGGUAUUGCAUUGAUUUUAAAUCAAUGUGCUCUAGUGGUGUUGUUAAACAAAACAAACUGUAACUUAUGCAUCGAUCUUAUGGCCACCAUGCCUGGGACUUGUUUUUGCUAUAAUAAACUACGGCAUCAACAUAUUGCUGUGAUUAUCUUGUUUUAGACGGUUUGUGAUCACUUCAGAGAACUGGUUGUUCAUCUGGUUUCUUCUUCAGUUGGUAACAAAAACAUAUGUAUCCAUGCCACACAGCAGGCCAAUGAGAAUUCAACAUUGGCGUAAAACAUAACAUGGAUUAUGCAAAGUCGGAUUGAGACAACCCAUUUAGUUUUGGCAUAACCUGUUGCACGAAACUAAGACUCGCAUGAGCAACACAUGAAGGAAACUAUGGUUCUCGCAAUGAUCAGUGGCCGGCACGGAAGAGAUUGUAAGAAUUCUACACUGCCUAGUGAUGCUUGUGCUAUGUUUUGACAAAAGCAUUAAAAACUAAAUGAUGCAUUAUUUCUGUCACAUAUGUCUUAUUUAUAGUAAAAUGAUUUCACAGAAA
Messenger RNA from Gigantopelta aegis, 2602 nucleotides. Its product is annotated as COP9 signalosome complex subunit 6-like. Lineage: Eukaryota; Metazoa; Mollusca; Gastropoda; Neomphalida; Peltospiridae. Gene Ontology annotation, biological process: protein deneddylation. Gene Ontology annotation, molecular function: metallopeptidase activity; protein binding. The record is from RefSeq and is a predicted model, not a curated record. Bases 82 to 1020 code for a protein of 312 amino acids. Gene Ontology annotation, cellular component: COP9 signalosome. The transcript is spliced from 10 exons.